This is a messenger RNA of Lasiodiplodia theobromae, 771 nucleotides long. Its product is annotated as Macro domain containing protein 1. NCBI's taxonomy places the organism in Eukaryota, Fungi, Ascomycota, Dothideomycetes, Botryosphaeriales, Botryosphaeriaceae. Bases 1 to 771 code for a protein of 256 amino acids. The record is from RefSeq and is a predicted model, not a curated record. The transcript has a single exon.
AUGCGAGUCUCCUUGGCUCCGCUACUUAAACCCAGCCUGAAGUCCAACUUCACCACCAUGCCUUCCAUCCACCGCCAAUCCGCAAUGCCUACCGUCGUCACCAAGCCGGCGGGCCCACGCAAGGAGCGUGUGGUCGGCUUCGUCAAGGGCGAGGUCACUGGCAUCUCGCGCCCCGCCAACAUCGCCGAGUCCUGGGCUCUCUACGACUUCGAGAUGCACGCCCGUGCCUGCGCCGAGUGCCGCAACCCCUACGACGUCCACCGUUCCGGCCGCCAGCUCUGCGACGAGGGCCACCGUCUGGCCCAGCAGGUCGCGCACUUCCUCUACAUGAAGCGCGACGGCGAGGCCUACAGCACCGAGGAGGAGGACCGCCAGGUCGUCCGCGUCGAGAUCCAGCCCACGUACGAGGAGGCCCGUGGCCUGCUGCGCGCCAUCGAGCGCGGCAUCAGGCACCGCCGGCAGUUCGUCAGCAUGGACCGCUCCUACCACAUCGCGCCGCGCCUCCCGCUGCGCACCAAGAACCAGAAGCCCGUGCAGCCCGUGCAGGUUGAGCAGGCUCCUGCUCUCCCGCCGAGGCCGAAGGGCAACCACGAGCAGUACGAGUGGCCCGCCUCGCCGCGUCAGGCGGUGAUCAACGUCGCGAAGCGUGGCUCCCUGUACGAGUCCGACAUGGAGGAGCAGCGCCGCAACUUCGCCAAGUACAACAUCGAGGUGCGCGAGCCCUCGCACCGGGACAUGCGCGAGCACCGUCACUCCGGCUACUACCGAUGA